GCUGCCUGGAGAAUUGGGUAACUGGAAGAGGAGAUCCAUGCUCAACGGCGUUGCUCCUUGCUGCUGUGCCACGCCCUGCCCCGCAGAGGGUAGCGGUCUCCAUGCCGGAGAGAUAGUUCUACCUCCGGUGUCCUGCAGAACGUGAAGCGUCUUGCCCCUGCCCACCAGGACCAGAAUGAAGGGGCUAUUUCUAGCAGUUUGGUUCUUCAUUGUGCCGACCAGAUGGGCGGCACCAAAGAACAGCAGUGCCAGACCUGAGAUCCCCCACGAUUCUAUGGAUCAACCCAUCCUGAAUCCUCUGCACCCAAGCCAAGUUUCUCUAAAGAUGCUCCAAGACUAUCUGGAGAACAUUGGGCAGUUGAAUGGGGGUGCUGCUACCAUGACAAGGGAACAGGCGCUCUUGCUUCUCUUUGCUCUCCAUGACUAUGACAAAAGUGGGCACUUGGAUGGUCUGGAAUUCAUGAGACUGCUGAGUGAAUUAGUGUUCCAACAGGGAAAAGAACAGCCUGCACCUGACACGGUAGUACCAAUGGUGGACAGUAUCUUGGAGACUCAGGACUUCAACUGGGAUGGACUACUGGAGCCUUUAGAGUUAUUUCUUCCUCCACGGCAAGGAGAGAAACCAAACUUCCUUACUGCUGUUAGUGAAGAAGAUGGUCCAGUCCUGUGGGCACUUCCUAAGCCAAAUGAAGCAGCCAUUGGUUUCCCAGGUCCCUCCGAACAACAAAGUAAUGGAGACUCCCCACCUGAACCAGCAGUUCAGGAACAAGACAUGAUGGGUGACCAAUUGUGGAGCCUGGAGAAGCAUGGGGGAGAGCUCAGCCAGGAAACCGCAGGAGACCCAGAUCAACAAGGGGAAGAGAUGCCCUCUGCUCCAGGAGAUUGAAAUACACCCUGUAUAUAACCUUAGGUGAUUAGCCAAGAAGUGAGAACUGAAGGCCUCUAGGUCAAUUUCAGAAAUGGAAUGCAGAUAAUCACCUCUUUCCCAACAUUUCCUUCUGGGUUCCCACCCCUUCUGUUUAUCAAAGCAAAACAGAAUAGGAUUGAUUCCCUGUUCAGUCAACUCCGCUGUACCCUGUUAUCUAAAGACAGCCCUUUUCCAGCUUUCAAGGGAUAUAUACCCCAGAACUUGAGAAACAGAAGUCACUAAAAACUUCUCCUCACACAAUGGCUCCACUUUCUCCUCAGUGCACCUGAGUGCAUCAUUCAGACAUGGAAACACGCCCCCCGCCCAGUACUACAGCCUUUCCAGGAGGUUAUGCUACCUAGGUAGGAAAGAUUUCUCUAAACUGAAAGGCCUGUCUUAGCAGGUUGCCUUCCUGAAUAGUCUCUCUCUUCACAGAGCAGGCUCCCGAUUCUAGAGGGCCUACUUAGCAUCUCUUGCUCUGCCUUCCUCAAGUAAAGAGGUGCUGCACAGAGGCAGGACAGAACUUACAACUAUAAUUUCCCAGUCUCGCCAAGGAUGUAUCUGUGCACUUCAGAUGUCCGUUCUGAUCACUCACUCAGCAGGGUCCUUUGGGGAAAAGCCUACCCAACACUGCAGAAGGCAUCAGGUAUGUCUUUUGCCAUGGUAUUUAAAUGACAUAAUUUAAAUGACUGCCCAUUUCAUAAAAGUGAUUCUGAAACAAAACCACAAUCCAUGUUUUCUAAGGUUAAACCGGUAAACUCCAGUCACGAAAGAGAACACAGCUCACCUAACAACCUGGUCCAAAACCUAGGGAAACAGCCAGAGAUGCGUAUGCUUCUCCUACACUUCUGCUUUUUCUAAUCUGCCAAUAAAUCGUCUUCAAACUGAAUUAUGUCUCUGUACCAUAUAGGAAGAGGAAU
Notechis scutatus (mainland tiger snake) is the source of this 1827-nucleotide messenger RNA. The record is from RefSeq and is a predicted model, not a curated record. Lineage: Eukaryota; Metazoa; Chordata; Lepidosauria; Squamata; Elapidae.